AUGUCUAGUCAGCGUCUGGUCUUAGGUCUCCCGCGUGUCUUGCCGUCGCUGCUGCCGUCCCUUGCACCACCGUGCGGUCCUUGCGUCGAGGGUCGGCUGCGCGCCACCCCUCACUCCUCCUCCCUUCGUCCGGCCACCGAGCCUUUUGAGACACUCCACUUGGACGUCUGGGGCCCCGCCUCUCGCCUUGGCCCUGAGCGUGAGCGUUUCUUUCUGGUGGUCGUUGACGACUACUCCCGCUAUACCACAGUGUUCCCCCUGGCGAAGAAGUCUGACGUGACUUCUACGCUGAUCAGGUGGUUGCUCACCACCGAGGACACUCGUGGUCGUCGUGUCAGCUGUCUUCACUCCGACCGUGGGGGUGAGUUUCGUUCCGACAUUCUCGCUGGAUUCUGUCGCGAGCAGGGCAUUCGUCAGUCCUGGACGCUUCCAGAGUCCCCACAGCAUAAUGGGGUUGCUGAGCGCCGCAUUGGCUUGGUCAUGGAGAUCGCCCGCACCUCCCUGACUCACGCCCGUGCCCCCCAUUUUCUGUGGCCUUACGCGGUUCGUCUUUGGACCGGGUCCCCUGGAGUUGCGUCGCGGUUUCGUGUCUGGGGUUGCUUGGCUCUUGUCCGCGACACCUCUGCGGACAAGCUCUCGCCUCGCGCCGUUCCUUGUGUCUUCCUUGGUUUCCCUGAGGACUCCUCUGACUUCACCUUUUACCACCCUCCCUCUCACCGGUUCUUUGACUCCCGUGACGUCCGUUUCGAGGAGUCCACCCCCUACUACGUCAGGUACCCCAGUCGAGGUCUCCCGGUUCCUCCUCCCCCUCUCUUCCUGACUGCCGCUCCCCCUCCUGCUCCCCCGGUACAGCCUCCCCCCCCUGGUCCAGCCCCGUCAGGUGUGUCCCAGGCUACCCCUCCUCCUUCGGUAGCCCCUCCGGUACAGCCUCCCUCCCCACAGUCCUCCUCGCAGCGUGCUGCAGGUGCUAGCUCUCGAGAGGUUGGUGCCGAGCCUGUUCCUGUACCGGUUUCUGGUUCUGGGGGUGCUGGAGUUGGAGCUGAGCCGGUGGGUGCAGAGGACUCUUCUGGUGUUGAUGCUGCCUCUGGGGGUGGUGCGCCUGGUGCUUCGGAGGUGGACUCUGGGGCUGCCGCUGCCCCGGACACUACUCCGCCCCCCCACCCCUACCCGUCUAGGCUCCAGGCUUGCGUUCGCCGUGCCCGUGAGGAGCAGCUGGAGUUGGAGAGAGAGGAGAGGGAGUUACAGCGGCUGGAGGAGCAGCAGCAGCAGCUGGAGCCGCAGGAGCAGCAGCAGCAGCAGCAGCAGCAGCAGCAGCAGCAGCAGCAGCAGCAGCAGCAGCAGCAGCAGCAGCAGCAGCAGCAGCAGCAGCAGCAUCAGCUGAAGCCGCAGGAGCAGCAGUCACAGCAGCAGCCGCAGCCGCAGCAGCAGCAGCACCAGCCGCAGCAGCAGCAGCAGCAGCAGCCACCUCCUCCUCCUGUCUCGGGUCUUCGGACCCUUGGUCUCCCCUCUCGCUCUCCUCCCUCCUCCCCCUCUCCUCCUGUCUACGGUCCCACCUUCUCUCUCUACCCCUGUCACUGA
Closterium sp. Yama58-4 is the source of this 1578-nucleotide messenger RNA. The record is from the annotation of a GenBank genome assembly. NCBI's taxonomy places the organism in Eukaryota, Viridiplantae, Streptophyta, Zygnematophyceae, Desmidiales, Closteriaceae.